Alligator sinensis (Chinese alligator) is the source of this 3015-nucleotide messenger RNA. RefSeq names its product zinc finger protein 883-like. Gene Ontology annotation, biological process: regulation of DNA-templated transcription. The coding region runs from base 272 to 2350 and encodes 692 amino acids. The transcript is spliced from 7 exons. Lineage: Eukaryota; Metazoa; Chordata; Crocodylia; Alligatoridae. The record is from RefSeq and is a predicted model, not a curated record.
CUGCGCCCAGGCCGUGGCCCUGGCCGAGGGGCUUCAGCUGGGGCAGGAGGAGGACGAGAAGCUCCAGGUCAUAGUGAGUGUGAAGGUUGAGGAGGAUUCCACGGACAAUAUCCAGCCUACUGAGGCAUUGCAGGAACCUGGUGGUUGCUGGCUGGAGCAGUCAGAGGCCCAUCCUGCAGGCAGGCCCCUGGAGGAGGCAGGACAGAGGGAAACCCCAGGGCCACAGGACAAGACACCUCAUGGCCCAAAAGAGGAACCCCUGCCCGACCAGAUGUCAGAUUCCCCUAAAACAGAGGAGACUUGGGACUCAUCAGCAGAUGAAAAGUCCUCAGACUGGUGCCCUGGAUGGAGUCCGUCCCCAGGAGCAGGGACCCUUAGUAGAGCUGAUGAGCAGCCUUCUGAGGAGGGGCCUGCAACCCUGGAGCUGCAGAGGACUUCCCCAGGGAGAAUGGGAGAGAGGGCCUCCCUGACACCUGAGCCGGGACAACUGGAGAAGCGAGAAGGCAUGCCUCCAAAGCAGGGGGGGAGCUUGGAGCUCUUGGAUGCCUUUGAGGAUGUGGUUCUUCAUUUCACACGGAAGGAGUGGGAGCUGCUGGAGGAUGAAGACAAGGUGCUUUACCGGGACCAGAUGCUGAGGAAUUACCAAGCCCUCAUUUCCCUGGGUUAUCGAGGUCCCACACCUGACUUAAUCCGCCGCAUCCAGCGGGGAGAGGUGGCGCUCUGGGUCUGUGAGGAUGAGGACCGUGGGGAAAUCUCAAGGUCGGAGGACCUUUUGCCAGGAGGUGCCUGGCUGCUGAGCAGAGCUGAGGAGCAGACUCCUGAGGAAGAGCCUGCAGACCUGGAGCCACCACAAGCUUCCACAGGGUGUUUGGGUGCGCUGGACUCACUGAGACCUGAGAAGGAGCCACGGCACAACAGUCAGGGGAGGCCCCAUAAGCACAAGGAAAAUGUAGCAGUGGAUCAGGUAGCAUCUCCAGUUGGGCAUGAGAGUGGAGAAGGGACCCAAGCCAGAAAGAGCCCUGGGUGCAGGGAAGAAUUUGUGGAGCUGAGAGACCUGAAGAACCACAAGGCAGAGUUCCACUGGAGAGAGAGACUGCAUCCAAACAACGCCAGUGGAGAUGGCCCGAGAGGGGAGCAGGAGCUCAUCACCAAGCCCAAGGGGAGAGCCCACCCCUGCCCUGAGCACAGGAAAAGCUUUAGCUGCCCCUCACUCCUGGCUCUGCACAAGAUCAAGCAUACUGGGGAGGAGACCUACAUAUGUUCCAAGUGCGGGAAGAGCUUCCCUUGCCUCUCAACCCUGGAUGCUCACUGCAAAAUCCAUUCUGGGGAGCUCCCCCACCACUUCACCAAAACUGGGAAGAACUUUGUGUGCCCCUCAGACCUGAUCAAAGACCAACACAUGCACAGAGAGAACCAUCAGUACUGCUGUGUUAUGUGUGCUAAGACCUUCACCCAUUUAUCCUCCCUGGCACAGCAUUGGAGCAUCCACUUGGGGAGGAAGAUGCAGCGCUGCACCAAGUGCAGGAAGAACUUCAUGUGUUGUCAAGGCCUGUCCCAGCACCAGUGUGUGCAGAGGAAGGAGCAGCCACACCACUGCACCAAGUGUGGGAAGAACUUUAGGCAGCCCUCCAGCCUGGCCAGGCACAUGCAAAUGCACACAAGGGAGAAGCUAUACCAGCACUCUGAGUAUGAUAAGAGCUUAACCCAAUCCUCUCACCUGGCCCAGCCCCAGAGCAUCCACAUGGGACAGGAGCCACAUCAGUACUUGGAGUGUGAGAAGGGCUUUGCCAAAUCCUCCCACCUGGUCCAGUACCAGUACAUCCACAUGGGGGAAAAGCCAUAUAAAUGUUCUGUGUGUGGGAAAAGUUUCACUCACUUCUCCAGCCUGUCCCGGCACCAGCGUGUCCACACAGGGGAGAAGCCCUAUCAGUGUUCGGUGUGUGAGAAGACCUUUACCCAGUCCUCCAGUCUGGCCGAGCACCAGCGCAUCCACACAGGGGAGAAGCCAUAUCAGUGCUCGGUGUGUGGGAAGAGCUUUGCCAAAUCCUCCAACCUGGCCCAGCACCAGCGUAUCCACACAGGGGAAAAGCCACAUCUGUGCUCUGUGUGUGGGAAGAGCUUUAGCCAGUUUGCCCACUUGGUCGAGCACCAGCGCAUCCACACAGGGGAGAAGCCACAUCAGUGCUCUGAGUGUGGGAAAAGCUUCACCCACUCCUCCAGCUUGAUCAAGCACCAGCGCAUCCACACGGGGCAGAAGCCGCAUCAGUGCUCUGUGUGUGGGAAGAGCUUUAUCCAGUCCUCCCACCUGAUCUGGCACCAACGCAUCCACAUAGGAGAGAAGCCACAUUAGUGCUCUGAGCGUGGGAAAUCCUUCACUUGCUCUUCCCACCUGGCCACAGCACCAGUUCAUCCACACAUGGGAGAGGCCACAUUGGUGCUUGGAGUGUGGGAAUGCCUUCUCCUAAUCUUACUACCUGGUCCAGCACCAGUGCAACCACACAGGGGCCAGCCCAAAAGCUGGGGGAAGAGGACUCACUCUUCCCAUCAGUCUUGGAGCCUGUGUAUUCCCCAUCAUUCUCUAAAUGUUUAAAAGCAGUCUGUGUUCCCAGGGGGAGAACAAGUACCUUCACAAUAGGAUGUCUUCCCCAAGACAAGUGGCUCCAAAUGACACCCUUAUCACCUCCCAGCUUAACCCCCCUUCCUGUUCCCAUGGUUCUGGUAAUGAGGCUCUUGAACUGUAGUGAAGAGGACAUUUAUAGCAGGAAAAGCAUUCCCUGCCCUCCACCCUUCCCUUGCCUUUCUUCCCCACCACAUUGGCCUUCUCCUUGGCCUGCUCAUGCCCAUUGGGUGUCUACAAGGAGGUCCUGCUGCCACCCUGGACCCAGUUUUGCAGGUUUUGCUUUGCAACCUCUCUCCAAAACUCUGUGCUGCUGGCUGCCUGCUCUCUCUCCCCUCCUUCCCUUCAUUUCAUUCUCUAUAAUACAUUUUUGACUAAAGCUCUAGAACUGAACAUGA